AUGGAUUUUAACUCAUUGCUGCAACAAGCACAGCGCUUAACCAAUGAGACACAGAACUCUGAGGAGUUGCCGCGUGUUGAGCGUACGAUUUCGCAAGUUUUGCAAGCGACUCAGGAAUUGCACUCACGUGUAACUCAAACAGGCGCACAGGACAUACAAGCGCAUAUUUUACUCGGCUCUAAGGGCAUAGAUCUACCGAAAAUUUCACAAAAAUUGGAAGCAUUAAAUGCUCGGAAAACCUUUGAACCGCUAGAUCCUAUUGCAGACACCGACGUUCGUAGUUUUUUAAAAAACGAAAAGGAAAAUGCUAUUUUAUCUAUGAUUGAGGAAGUUAAUAGAAGUACUUUUGAGGCUGCAGAAAAACGAAGGUGGGAGUGUGUACGUAACGAAUGGCAGCAAGAGAAAGUAAAGUUGCUUAACUCAUUGAUUGGACCCUCGCAGAAUUGGAUUGAUAUACAAAAACUGCCAGAGCAAACAGUGCUGAACGAGACCUUUGGCUCUCGUUCAUGCCUCAAUCGAAUUGAAAUGGCAUAUGCACGUGAAGUCUAUGAAUAUAAUACAGCCAUCAUCAAAGGUGCAUUUCGACCUAAUCUCAUACAGAAAUUUGCCAAGGUUGCGGAAAGUUUUGAAGAUCAAAAAGUUACUGAAAUAUGGGAAAUUAUGAAGUACAUGGUCAAUAUAGCACCUGUUUCGAGAAAUCGUGACCCCAUUCAAAACCGCACACAAAUAACACAAUUCAUUGAUCAAGCAAAAAAAUAUUUGGAGAAUAGAUACAAAUUAUACAUGUCAACAAUCAUCAGUAGUAAUUUACGUGAAGCGCAACGUGGUGGUGUGCCCAGCACUUUUAAUUUGGUGUCGUCUUUUGUGGGCCUGACAUUCAACCAAUCGAACUGUUUUGGUUUACAAGAUGCAAGCAUUGAUAAUAAACCACUCUGGCCAAUGGUGUAUUACUGUCUGCGCUGCGGCGAUGUGCAAUCUGCGUUACGGUGCAUGCAAAUGGGCGGUGCCGGCCAUGAGGAUUUCAUACAAGUGCUUGAAGACAAAAUUAACAAGCCAGAACAGAAAAUAAAUUCCAAAUUGGAAGGACAGCUCAAAUUACAUUAUUGUAAUAAAAUUAAGAAUUCCACUGACCCAUACAAAAAGGCGGUUUACUGCAUAAUAGCUGGCUGCGACAUAAAUGAACAACACUUGGAAGUUGCGAAAACCACCGAUGACUUCUUAUGGAUUCAACUGUCCUUACUACGCCCCGAAUCCCAUGACAAUGCUGAAGUGCUUACUUACGCCGGCCUGCAAACAAUGAUACUCGAAAAAUAUGGUGAGAAGCAUUUCAAUGCCAGUGAACAGCGCCAUCUUUACUUCCAAGUGCUUGCUUUAACCGGACAAUUUGAGGCAGCCAUUGAAUUUUUAGCGCGUACCGAGCAAUAUCGCACUCAUGCUGUGCACAUUGCGCUUGCUCUGAACGAAAUGUUCCUCAUCGGUGGACCGCGCAAUGUCCAAGAGCCAUUGCUGUCUGUCGACAUUGAAGAUCCAAUGCCAAUGCGUCGCUUGAAUAUCGGCCGUUUGGUUAUGUUGUAUGUGAAAAAAUUUGAGGUUACCGACCCCGCCGAAGCGUUGCAGUACUACUUUUUCCUGCGUAAUCUUAAAGAUCCAGAAGGACGCAAUUUAUUUUUGGUUUGUGUCAGUGAUUUGGCCAUUGAGUGUCGCAAUUAUGACUUGAUAUUUGGUAAAAUGCAACCAAAUGGCAUUAUGUCGGGCGGUCUGUUUGAGCAAUUCGACUGUGUUGAAUUUGAUACACGCACAGCAGCUGGCAUGGCUGCAGAGGAGUUGGUGAACAAGGGCAUGUUCGAGGAUGCCAUCAAAUUGUUUGAUAUUGCUAGCAUGCAAAAUCAAUCUUUGCGCUACCUGGCCAUACUGUUGUCCCAAGUCGUACAUCAAAGUUCCAAAAAGGAUUCGUUGCGUGAACGUCUGACAAUUAUGGCGGCUGAUUUCAGGGAAAGAAUGCGCGGCAAUCGCAUUGAAUGCGAUCCACAAGUUAUUUCCACCUUUAAUUUGCUAUGUGAACUUGUGUCAUUCUUCGAUUACUACCACGAGCAAAAAUACCAAUUGGCUUUAGAGGUACUAGCCAACACCAAACUCGUGCCAUUGUCUAUGAGUGAAUUGGAGGAAUGCAUAAAUAAUUUCAAGCGUUUGGGUGGUGAGAUUUGUAAAGUGUAUCCUGAUAUAUUAUUGGCCGCAAUGGAUAUUUUAUAUGCUCAGUAUAAAAGUGUGAAAGGACGUGAUACUGGCAUUGUUGAUACAGGACGUGAUCGCCAACUACAACAUUUACGCGAAAAGGCGAAGGCUAUCACAAAUAUGGCUGCCACAGUACCAUAUCGCAUGCCAGGCGACACAAACAAACGUCUUGUGCAAACGGAAAUAUUAAUGCACUGAAUUUACAAAGUACGCUUGCUUUUAGGUCUUUAAGGAUUAAGAAUAAAAAAGAAAACAUUUUACACUCAAUAAAAGUUAAAAA
This is a messenger RNA of Bactrocera tryoni, 2512 nucleotides long. Its product is annotated as nuclear pore complex protein Nup93-1-like. Gene Ontology annotation, biological process: protein import into nucleus; poly(A)+ mRNA export from nucleus. The record is from RefSeq and is a predicted model, not a curated record. The transcript is spliced from 12 exons. The coding region runs from base 1 to 2430 and encodes 809 amino acids. Gene Ontology annotation, molecular function: structural constituent of nuclear pore. Gene Ontology annotation, cellular component: nuclear pore. Lineage: Eukaryota; Metazoa; Arthropoda; Insecta; Diptera; Tephritidae.